Cladophialophora psammophila CBS 110553 is the source of this 3849-nucleotide messenger RNA. RefSeq lists its product as uncharacterized. The transcript has a single exon. The record is from RefSeq and is a predicted model, not a curated record. Bases 1 to 3849 code for a protein of 1282 amino acids. Gene Ontology annotation, molecular function: protein binding; mRNA 3'-UTR binding; poly(U) RNA binding. NCBI's taxonomy places the organism in Eukaryota, Fungi, Ascomycota, Eurotiomycetes, Chaetothyriales, Herpotrichiellaceae. Gene Ontology annotation, cellular component: cytoplasmic stress granule; ribonucleoprotein complex; cytosol.
AUGGACAUCAAUUCACUUCUUUCUCCUUCAGAGAAUCCUCGCGCCAGUUCACUGACUCCUACAUCUGGCACCGGGAGUCUGUCGCAUUCGAACUCGAAUUUGCAUUCGCAGUCACAAUCACCAUUCCGACAUGUCCCACGAACCCAGUCCGGUACCGCAGGCGCAGUAAGUUCGCCCCUGGGUCGCUCUGUUCAACCGCCAUCGAGCAUUCCUGCCCAUGUCAGAAGUCCAGCUCAACAGACUCCGCACUCGUCGCCGCUCAUCAGUCCUGUGCCGACCGGCACCGCAUCUGCUCACUUACCUCGAUCCUCUUCCACUCCAACCAUGGAGACCUUCGCAGACUUCAAUUCAUCCAAGCCGACCCUCCCCAGCCGCGAGUCGACCGACAGCCAAGGCUCAUCCUCCCUCCUCUUCCCCCACUUGACUUCCGCUGGAGCAACCUCCAACCCUCGUGCCUCCAUAGAUAUUAACAUGGUCGAAACGCCGAAACCUGUCAUAAGAGCAGAUUACACUGACACUUCUCUCCCAGUUGAAUCGCAGCAAAGGUUGACUGUGCUGGCUGCCUACAUUCAACAAACGCCUUCGUCGUAUGAAGCUCACAGGGAGAUCAUUAAAAUCCUGCAUCAAGGCUUCGUCGACCACAUCUACCCCUCGUCAAGCCCGAACGCUCACGGAGAUCCUCGAACAUACGAUCUCCUUACCGAGCUUCGCCAAGCUCGUGAAAACUUGGACAAGCUAUUUGCGGUCGGUGAGGAACAAUGGCUCGAUUGGCUCCAGGAUGAGAGCAUUCUUGCACAAACGGCGGAUGAGCGAGUCGCGGUUGUGGAUAAAUGUCGGCGGGCAGUGACGGAAGAGUACGGUAGCACUCGACUGUGGUUGACCUACGGUGACUGGGUCUCAUAUUGCCAUAAAUGGGCUCUCGACUCAACUGGAGAAAAGCAGGGCGAUGUCGAUACCGAACGCUUGAUUGGCCGCGAAGUCUUUGACUGGAAUAUUGUCUUGGACACGUGGACUGAAGCCGUUGAACGGACCAAGCAUGACAUGAGUCGUAGUCAUGAAGUCUGGAACAAGUAUAUGGCUAUCCGGUUUGGCGACGUCAGCCAAAAGUUAUCCUCGGACGACGCCACCACUGCGCUUGAACUUUUUGAAACCCGUUUGCGCAUACCACAUGCUGAAUGGCAGCAGACUUUCCAGGCAUUCUCAAACUUUGUCUCCGCCAAUGUACCGGCCGAUCAGUAUGAGGAAAUCAUGGCGUCAAACCUCAGAGAUUCAGCCAAUGCCAAGAAGAUAUGGAAUGACAGAGACACAUUGGAGAUGGCCCUGCUAGAGGCCCAAAAUGCUGGAGAUACCACUGUUGAAUACCAAGCUUUCUCGACAUACAUCGAAUGGGAGCGUGAAGAGGAGAAUAAGCCGCCGACACAGCGGAAGGGCAAGGGUAAAAGAGCGCAAGAGGUUCGAAAUCCUUACUUCGAUAUGGUCGACGCCCUUUACAAACGUGCAGAACUUCGUUUCCCUUCCGUGCUUGCGAUUUGGGAGGAGCACAUCGAUUAUCUGAUCGAGAAGUCAAAAUCGGACUUGCUGGAAGUCUUGGCUCGAGCCACGAAACACUGCCCGUGGUCUGGUUCGCUAUGGAAACAGUACAUGCUGACCUCGGAGCUUGCAGACGAGCCCUUUGACGAAACCGAGAAGAUCAAACACAAGGCUACCAGCACCGGACUCCUGGACGCCGCAGGCAUCGAGGAGGCCCUCGUGGUUCAUGAUGCUUGGUGCGGGUAUCUUCUGAGGCGGACCAAACGUCCCGAUGCUGUUGAAGAGGAUGCAGAUGUUGCGGAAAUGGGGAUCCGAUCAUCUAUCGAAGCAGUUCAUAGCCUUGCCUCGAAGUUGGGGAUCGGAAGCGCAUUUGACCCUUCUUUCAGGCUUCAGCGAAAACAUGUCGAAUACCUCAAAUCUCAACGCCGGCUCGACAAUGCGGGAGCGCAAUUCAACGACGCGGUGGCUGACUACGGCAAAUAUUACAAAUUCUGGAUGCGCUACUAUGAGUUCGAAAUGCAGAAAUCCAUGCAAAUUGCCCUCAUCCAACGACCGGGGCCGGAUCGACUGGAUACUCUUUCCUCUGCGCCCUUCGCUGUGGGAGUCCUGAAACAGGGCCUUCAAUACCGAGGUCUUGACUAUCCGGAGCCGCUCAUGGAAGCACUGUUAAACCAUUGCGAGGACUACGAGGAUGCAGAUGAAUUGCAAAGCGCCAUAAUUUUGGUCCGGAAGGUUCAGAAAGAUCUCACGGCAAGGCGACAACGAGAGGCGCCUCAGGCAACAGAGGUUGCGGCACAAAAGGAACAAGCGGAAGAAGAGGUUGCCAAUCGGACACAAGAGGUCGCUAAUGGCCUUCACAUUGGGAAGCGCAAGCGAGACGAAGAGUCGGACGAAGAGGAGGCGAAGAAACGACAGCGGAAUGGUGAGACUGCAGAACAAUCGGUUGAAUCGAUUCAUCCUCCAGCAGAGGAAUUGAAACGCGACCGUGAGCACGCAAGCGUCCUUGUGCAGAAUAUACCACCCAACCUCUCCGAGACCAAGAUCCGGCAGUAUUUCAGCAGCUGCGGAAUCGUCAAGCAAGUGAAGCUACUGCAGGACGAGGAGGAUAGUGUCAUUGUGGAAUUUGAGGAUGCUGAUGCCGCUUCUUUCGCCCUGUCUAGAAAUGGGCGCGAGUUUGAAGGUGCUGAGCUCUCUAUUGUUCUCAACACUGGAUCAACCUUGUUUGUCACCAAUUACCCUGCUGCCGCCGAUGAAUCCUACAUUCGCGAUUUGUUUCGCCCAUACGGGGAAAUCAUCAAUGUUCGGUUUCCCUCACUUCAACACAACAAGAGACGGAGGUUCUGCUACGUCGAAUUCAAGCGACCAUCGGAAGCGCAAGCCGCGACCGAGCUUGACAACAAAGACAUUGAUGGGCUGCGGUUAGUGGCCAAAAUCUCCAAUCCGAUGGUACGGCAGGCAAGAGCGGAGAAGAGCAGCGACGGUCGGACGGUGUUCGUUGGUCAGCUACAAUUCAAGGCAACAGCUGAGGAUGUCGAGAAACUCUUUUCUAAAUAUGGAACGAUCGAACAGCUCCGACUUCCCCAGGAUCCGAAAAGCCAUUCUCGAAACCGUGGCAUUGCUUUUGUGACGUUUGCCAAUCCAGAAGAAGCACAGGCUGCACUGGCCAUGCAUGGCAAGGAGUCCCAGGGCAGAAAACUGACCGUCAAUGUUACGUCUGAACGUGACGGCCGAUCUACCAAAAGCAUCAAUGGGCGGUCGAAAUCUCCCUCGCUGCACCCGGAGACUGCUUCCCAUCCCGCUAGCACAGAAAAGAUUGUGGACCGGGAAGCCAUAGAGGCCCGCCGUGCGCGGACUGUUGUCAUUUGUGACGUACCUGAUAUUGUAAACGAGAGCCGCAUCGAGGCUGUCGCGGAAAGGAUCGGUCCUGUACGAAAGGUGAUCCUGAAGACAAAUCAUCAAGGCGCUUUGAUUGAAUUCGAGAAUGUCCCAGACGCCGGGCGAGCGAUGAUUGAGCUCGAUAACUUGGAGAUUAAUCCCGGCCGCCAUAUUCGCGUGGCCACAGAGAAGGAAAUGUUGCAGCAAAAGCCGGAGCACAAGAUAGAUCAGUUUGCUCGUCCAGCUCCGAAAGCUGUUACGCCUGCCAGUGGCCCAGUCAGACGCCCUGCACAGCCUGGUAUUCGGAAGAAAGGGGGACACCUCGGACAGAGGUCAAGCUUUUUGCACGGGUUGAGUGAGAAACAGCCUGCGAGUGCUGAGCAAGACAACGGAAGCGGAAAGAAGACGAAUGAUGACUUUCGAAACAUGAUCAACCAGACCUGA